AAACAUGUAUAAAGAUUCCCACAAGCCAAAGAGACUACUUACUAUAUAUGACUAGUGAGUCAUCUCUAUUUGAGGAAGAACAAAAACAAUCAAAGCACAGAGAAAAAUGGCAGGUUUGUUUGAUAAACAAGCUGAUCUAUACCUAGACGCCAGACCUAAUUACCCAUCGGAAUGGUUCUCCAAGCUCGCCGGUCUCACGGAUCACCACGUUUUAGCCUGGGAUGCCGCCACCGGCAACGGCCAAGCAGCUCUCGCCGUCGCAGAUCACUACGAGAGAGUCAUAGCGACGGACAUCAGCGAAUCGCAGCUGAAGCUCGCGACGCCGCAUCCCAAGAUCGACUACCGCCACACGCCGUCGACGAUGACCGACGACGAGAUGGUGGAGCUGAUCGGAGGAGAGAGCUCGGUGGAUCUGAUCACGGUCGCUCAAGCCGUGCACUGGUUCGACCUCCCGAGAUUCUACGCGGUCGCAAAGCGCGUCCUCCGUAAACCGGGAGGAAUCAUCGCCGUAUGGGGAUACAACGACGUCGUGGUGUCGCCGGAGUUCGACAAGGUACAGUACCGUUUCCACGCCGAAACGCUGCCGUAUUGGAAGUAUCCGAAUAUUCAGCACGUGUUCGACGCCUACGGAGCGUUGCCGUUUCCUUUCGAGAGCGUGGGGAUGGGAUCGGAAGGGAAGCCGUUGAUGCUCGAGAUGCCUAAGACGACGUCGUUUGAAGGGAUCUUGAGGAUGUUUAAGUCGUGGUCGGCUAUUGUUACGGCGAGAGAGAAAGGUGUGGAGUUGUUACCGGAGAGUUUGAUCAAAGAGCUCGAGACUGCUUGGGGAGGAAAGGAUCUUAUUCGUAAUGUUGUUUACAAAGCGUUUAUGAUCGUUGGAAGAGUUAGCGUUUGAAAUCAUCAAACGUUUUAAAAUUCGUUUCUUUCAUAAUAAAACGUUUAAUAAA
This is a messenger RNA of Brassica napus (rape), 944 nucleotides long. RefSeq names its product putative methyltransferase DDB_G0268948. The transcript has 2 exons. The record is from RefSeq and is a predicted model, not a curated record. Lineage: Eukaryota; Viridiplantae; Streptophyta; Magnoliopsida; Brassicales; Brassicaceae. Bases 107 to 892 code for a protein of 261 amino acids. Gene Ontology annotation, molecular function: S-adenosylmethionine-dependent methyltransferase activity.